Molecule: messenger RNA, 1512 nt
Organism: Arctia plantaginis
Lineage: Eukaryota; Metazoa; Arthropoda; Insecta; Lepidoptera; Erebidae
Source: the annotation of a GenBank genome assembly
AUGGCGAAAGCGAGUUGUAUCAUUAUCGGGCUGCUAGCAUUGUGCUACUCGCGCACUGCUGCUGGUUACACGAAGUUUCCCGAAGGUUUUACAUUCGGUGUAGCGACAGCAGCUCAUCAGAUCGAGGGAGCAUGGAACGUCAACGGUAAAUCAGAAAAUGUUUGGGAUCAUUUGACCCACACUAGACCAGAAAUGGUCGCUGAUCUUACCAACGGGGAUAUUGCCUGCGACUCGUACAAUCGUUAUCAUGAAGAUGUUGAGAAUCUUGUCGCACUCGGUGUUGACUUCUACCGCUUUUCCCUAUCUUGGUCCCGUAUUCUCCCGACUGGUCGAGCAGAUUUCAUCAACCCAGAUGGUAUUCGCUACUACAAUGAACUUCUCGACCUUCUAGCUGCGAACAACAUCGAGCCCCUGGUUACAUUAUUCCAUUGGGACUUACCUCAAAGUCUCCAAGAUCUAGGUGGUUGGGCUAAUCCUAAGAUGAUUGAUUACUUCCGUGACUAUUCGGAUAUAUGCUUCAGAGAGUUCGGUGACAAAAUUAAAUCAUGGAUUACUUUCAACGAGCCCUAUGAGAUUUGCGAAGAUGCAUACGGAGAUGAUAAGAAGGCACCUGCCCUUGACAGCCACGGUGUUGGUAACUACUUGUGCAGUGACACGUUAUUGAAAGCUCAUGCUGAAUCCUACCACUUGUACAACGAUACCUACCGCGCCACUCAAAACGGAAGGAUUAUGAUCUCAAUAAACUCUAUCUGGUACGAGCCCAGCGACCCUGAGAAUGCCGAACAAGUUGCAUUAGCUGAAGUCGCCAAUCAGUUCAAAUUCGGUUGGUUUGCACACCCCAUCUUCACCGCAGAAGGAGGCUACCCCGCUGUGAUGGUAGAAAAUGUUGCCCGCCAGAGUGAGGCCGAAGGUCUGCCUAAACCACGUCUCGAACAGUUUGACGCACAUUGGAUACAGAGGAUCAAGGGUACGUCAGACUUUUUGGGCAUCAAUCACUACACAACAUUCUUAGUCACUGGCGCGGGUGUGGAUCCUACAGCUAAAUCACCGUCCUGGUUGAAAGACAUUGGCGCUGUUACUACUAUGGAAGUCGGUGGCGAUUCUGCUUCAGAAUGGUUGAGGGUGGUCCCGACUGGUUUCGCUAAUCUGUUGCGUUGGUGCAAGAGCUCAUACAAUGACCCACCAAUUUACAUUACUGAGAAUGGAUUUUCCGACCGCGGUACUUUGGAUGAUUACGGCCGCAUUAAAUAUUAUAAUGACUAUCUUUCUGAAAUAUUGAAUGUGAUCAAUGAUGAUGGUGUCAAAGUUCUUGGAUACACAGCAUGGACUCUUAUGGACAACUUCGAAUGGAGAGCUGGAUUUUCUGAACGUUUUGGAUUCUUCUACGUGAACAUAACUGACCCAGCGCUUCCACGCACGCCAAAGUUGUCAGCGGAGUACUACCGCCAGUUGACGGACACCCGUGAACUGCCUCAGGAUGAACGCUUCAAGGAUCCAUCUAUGCGAAAGUGA